This is a messenger RNA of Pecten maximus, 3172 nucleotides long. Its product is annotated as 7-dehydrocholesterol reductase-like. NCBI's taxonomy places the organism in Eukaryota, Metazoa, Mollusca, Bivalvia, Pectinida, Pectinidae. Gene Ontology annotation, cellular component: endoplasmic reticulum membrane. Gene Ontology annotation, biological process: sterol biosynthetic process; brassinosteroid biosynthetic process. The record is from RefSeq and is a predicted model, not a curated record. The transcript has a single exon. The coding region runs from base 55 to 1251 and encodes 398 amino acids. Gene Ontology annotation, molecular function: oxidoreductase activity, acting on the CH-CH group of donors, NAD or NADP as acceptor.
ACGCCGAACUUCGGUAUUUGGUUGUGGUACGCAACGGAGAAGCAUGACGGGAGCAUGGCGGAAAUGUACCAUGCCAUGGGAGGAAAGUCAUUUCUGGGCGGAACCCUGGAAAUGUGGUGGUCAAGCCGACCAAAGGAUAGUCUCGUCCCAUGUGUGGUGCUGGGGUAUAUGGCAUUUGCGCUUGUGUUGAUGGUACUACUCCCAGGAAAGCGUUUUGAAGGACCUGUAACCGCGAACGGUAAUAUCCCUGUGUAUGAAGACAACGGCUUCCUGUGUUAUGUUGUCACAAUGGCGACGUUUGUUGUGUUGACUGUAAUAUUAAAGGCGUACGGACUGACACCUACUGUCAUCUACGAUCGAUUCGACGAAGUCAUCUUCUUCCUGAACGCGUUCAGUCUGGUGUUCUGUCUAUUUCUGUACUUGAAGGGUGUGUAUUGGCCAUCAUCAAGCGACGGUGGCAUUUCGGGUAACCCUAUCUUCGAUUACUACUGGGGAACGGAGCUCUAUCCACGUGUCUUUGGUGUCGACAUCAAAGUCUUCACAAACUGUCGAUUUGCAUUGACUGUGUGGCCUAUUCUGGUUGUCCUCUAUAACCUUAAGAGUUAUGAGCUUCAUGGAUUCGUAAAUAACAUAUUCAUAUCAUCCGUUCUUCAGUUAGUAUACACCACAAAGUUCUUUUGGUGGGAGGCAGGCUACAUGUAUACCCUCGAUAUCAUUUUGGACCGUGCUGGAUUUUACAUAUGUUGGGGUUGUUUGGUUUUAGUGCCCUCUUUUUACGCAUCGGUGAGCAUGUACUUGGUGAAGCAUCCAGUCCACCUUGAACCAAUCAUCGCCUUCCUUAUAUUAAGCUGUGGGUUAGCCAGUAUAUGUAUCAAUUACUGGGCUGACCUACAGAAACAGAGGGCAAGGGAAACACAAGGAAACUGCCUCAUAUGGGGACGUAAACCAAAGAUAAUAAAGGCCAGAUAUACACUGCAUACUGGUGAAGAAAAGGAAAGUUUGCUUCUUGUGUCAGGCUGGUGGAGAGUCGCACGACAUUUUAACUACUUCGCUGAAUUGUUACUGGCGUUUUGUUGGACAGUUCCGUGCAUGACCUUGAACUUUGCGCCAUAUGCGUACUUUGUAUUUCUCACAAUACUCCUUGUUCACCGCAGUUUCCGGGAUGAGCAGAAAUGCAGUCGUAAGUACGGGCAUUACUGGAGAGAGUACUGUCAUGAGGUUCCCUUUAGGAUAGUGCCAUAUUUAUUAUAACUGAUACAACUACUAUAGAACUAGCCAUACCAUUCUACGAUGAUGGGUCCAUGUCAUUGCUGUAUCAUAUACAUGUAUUACGUUUAUCGUAUGAAACGUAGUCUUAAAUAUACCAGCCGAAAAAAGAAAUGAAAGUUUGUUUUCGUUAUUUAUAACUUCACAUGAUUCUUUGAUGAUGUGUGCAUGGUGUGGGUUUCUCGAUUAUUUCAUCAUUUCUGAAUAUAUUUGGAUGAUUUUUGUUGUCCUAUCACAGACGGUGGUUGCGUGAAUACCAUUAAAACAUGCAUGGGUACCCUUCACCAAAUCAGUAGCGUGUGUGCCUAUCCCUCGCAUGAGUCGCUGCUCUUACUCUCCGUAACAUUGACUCCAUCAAGGUGUUAAUUGCCCUUUGAUGGAUAUUAUUCCACUCUUGAUUAAGGGCUUGCGUGAAUUGAGGGACGAUCUUUGGGACAUUCGCGCGCUUCCUAACCCUCCUGUCUAGCUCGUCGGACAAAUUCUUGAUUUGGGACAUACCUUGUCUGUAUGGUGGACAAUCAAGAACUGGAACGUUGUUUUGAGCCAGAAAGUCACGACAAACCCUUGCAACAGGUGGCCACGUGUUGUCCUGCUGCAACGCAAGGUUACGUUGAUGGAUAAGGACGUGUUGUCUAAUGACCUGAUCCCGACAUCUUACUGCUGUAAGAUUACCUUGGAUGACCAGCGAUAGGUGUUUUCACGCCUUGAGAUAUCCUUACCCAUUCCAUAACAGACCCUUUCCCGAAUAUGUUGCUUUACGUUACGCAAGCGUCAGAAUGUCGCUCACCACGACGUCGAUAGACACGUUGCCAUCCAUCUGACCUGUAAAGUGUAAAACGCGACUUGUCUGUGAACAACACGGGUUUCCAAUGGGCCAAACGAAACCGAAUAUGUGCAUGUACAAGCAGCCACUGGAUUUGAUGCUGGCGUCGCCUCUGUGUAAGCGGCGGACAAGCACAGGGACAUUGUGGCCUUUUAAAAAUACAACCGAUUCCUAACCGUUCUUGUACAACCUGGUCGACUAAGAGUGCCUACAACUGUACGUGCUGUCGCCGUCGCCGUCUGUUACGGAGGUGAGAGAGAUGUAUGCCUUUAUCUAAUGUAGCGACUUAAUGCGUGGUUAUCCGCUCCUGGGACGAUCGCCUAAUCUCCCUGUGGCUCUGAGACUAAACGGGAUAGUUGUCUCAUGUACGCCAUACCGCCGGGCUACAAGACGAUGGGAAUGCCCCUACAUUAUCAGAGCAUUAGCUCUUUCCCAAUCGACUUCACUCAAUCGCGGCAUCUCGCUGUACAUCCGCUUCGAAAAGAAAUGUUGCGUAACUAAUUUGUACUGUUCCAACGUUCGAUUUGUAAUUAUUCACAAGCACAUAUUGUGCAAGAGUACCCCGGAUACACACUUUCUUGAAAAAUUUGCUGUGUCGAGCGGGAUUGUUAACUGAACAACAUUUUCAUAGUGCACGGAUAGCUCGGUGUGAAAUUUAAUUGAAUGUAUACCACGUGUCGAAUAGUUAUAUUAGAAACACCGAACUUGCGUUUCUUUUUUCCGCUGGUUAUUUAUUGUAUACGUUAGGAGCUAUAGACAGGCUGGACAGUGACAAUUUGGUGACAUAAAGAAAAAAGUAAAAUAUGUAUUUGUUAUACAAUGUGUUUUUCGACUUUUCUAUAAAUAAUAUGAAUUAAUAUGCUUCUCAACAACUUCUUGGUCUUGAAGACCUUAGUCGAAAUGCCCAAACAUGAUAUGCUCUCCUUUACCAAACAAUAUUCGCACAAAGUCAGUAGUAUAUAGGGUAACAAGGUCUAGAGUUACAGAUACAGGACACAAUUAUGUGUAUACAAUAUACAAUGUACAAUGGGAUACAUCAUAGCCUACAGACAAUGACCACACAGGACUAUUGAAAUAAACGUC